Molecule: messenger RNA, 1209 nt
Organism: Oxyura jamaicensis (ruddy duck)
Lineage: Eukaryota; Metazoa; Chordata; Aves; Anseriformes; Anatidae
Gene: LAMTOR3
Product: late endosomal/lysosomal adaptor, MAPK and MTOR activator 3
Exons: 7
Coding region: 116-490 (124 amino acids)
Biological process (GO): positive regulation of TOR signaling; cellular response to amino acid stimulus
Cellular component (GO): Ragulator complex
Source: RefSeq, a predicted model, not a curated record
UUUUCGGCCCCGCCGCCUCCCCGUAGCGGGGCGGCGCUCCCGGCUGCCAUCACGUGAGAGGCGCUGGGAGCGGCAGGCCGGCGGAGGUGGCAGCAGCGCCGGGAGGCCGCCGAACAUGGCCGACGACCUGAAGAGGUUCCUCUACAAGAAGCUGCCCAGCGUGGAAGGCCUUCACGCCAUCGUGGUGUCGGACAGGGACGGGGUGCCCGUCAUCAAAGUUGCCAAUGAUAAUGCUCCAGAACACGCCCUGCGACCUGGCUUUUUGUCCACGUUUGCCCUUGCGACGGAUCAGGGCAGUAAACUGGGACUUUCUAAAAACAAAAGCAUCAUCUGUUACUACAACACGUAUCAGGUGGUGCAGUUCAACCGCUUACCUUUGGUAGUAAGUUUCAUCGCGAGCAGCAAUGCCAAUACAGGGCUGAUUGUAAGCUUAGAGAAGGAGCUCACACCCUUGUUUGAAGAACUGAGGCAAGUUGUUGAGGUUUCGUAGCUCGGUGGUACAGUCGGAGUGCAGCAUCCCUCUGCAGCCCGGUGGACAGAAAGAUUCAAUGAUCCUCAGUGAAAUAACACGUCUCAGAAGAAAUACCACAGCUCCUUAGUAUACUGAGUAAGAGUAAAUUGUACAUAGUACUGAAUCUGAAAUGAUCUACUAGUGUGUUGUCGGUGGACGUUACUUUAGACCACGCUUCUUGUAUCGUGCAGUACCGGAGAGACCACUACACAGCUCCCAUGGAGUUUAGCUCAGCCAGCGAGAUGCUGUUGGCUCAGAUGAGUGGCCCCCAGCCCCCCUGCCUUACAGGGAGCCAGGCGCACGGUGGUUUAUCCUCAGGUGUCACCAAAGAUGUGGCUGAAAGCGUUGCGAGGGCCAGCGUGCUAGCGGCGAGGUAUCAGUACAAUCAGCCAAUACCCCAUCUUUCUGAUGUUGGUGAUACUUCGGUAAAAGAAUCUUACUAACCUGGGUGCUGGCUGCAUCCUGCUUUCAUUAAGAACGCUAUUUCCAUGAACAAUGUUGCUUUAGGGGUUUUCUUAUUGCCCACAUAAAAGCACCUCAACAGUGAUUCACUUCUUUUUUUGUGUGUGUGUAAUACAGUCAUGAAGUUCUCAUGUCUCUUAGUUUUGUGUGGGUUCAUCACUGGUGACACUCUCAGCUCAUUUACCCUUAGGUUUUCCUAAGUAAAUAUAAAUAAAAAACAGUAUUUUUAAAUGACA